AUGUACUCGCUCCACUACUCGCUCCCGCUCCUCGGCGUCGUCCUCCUCGCCGCGUUCGUCGCCUGGCACUACCGCCACCUCUACGUCGACCGCCUCCCACGCUCCGUCUCGUCCCGCCUGCGCUACUACGCCCCCUUGACCACCUUCGAGGACGCCGCAGAGCAAGGCUUCUCGACCUCGCACUUUGACCUGUCGGCCAACCUCGGCGGCGACUCGCGCGCCGGCCUCGACGAGCGCACCCUCACCGACAUCCGCCGCAUCAUGGAGCGCGAGAACGUCGGCUUUGACGAGGCGAGGGCCAUCCACACGACCCGCAUCUUCCGCAAGAACGGCGUCGACGCCAACGGCUUCCCGAUAGAUCCCAAGGCCAUCACCUCCCUCUCCUGAUCGUCCACCUCUCCCCAUCUCUGCCUUCGUCCCGCCGUGCCUGUUGUGCUUCUCGUCAUCCGUCCUCGACCGCAAUUCAGUCCCGCCGCCG
Molecule: messenger RNA, 478 nt
Organism: Rhodotorula graminis WP1
Lineage: Eukaryota; Fungi; Basidiomycota; Microbotryomycetes; Sporidiobolales; Sporidiobolaceae
Exons: 4
Coding region: 1-387 (128 amino acids)
Source: RefSeq, a predicted model, not a curated record